Molecule: messenger RNA, 735 nt
Organism: Rhagoletis pomonella (apple maggot)
Lineage: Eukaryota; Metazoa; Arthropoda; Insecta; Diptera; Tephritidae
Gene: Lamtor2
Product: ragulator complex protein LAMTOR2 homolog
Exons: 3
Coding region: 101-478 (125 amino acids)
Biological process (GO): cellular response to amino acid stimulus; positive regulation of TOR signaling
Cellular component (GO): Ragulator complex
Molecular function (GO): guanyl-nucleotide exchange factor activity; molecular adaptor activity
Source: RefSeq, a predicted model, not a curated record
CACGGUGGAUUGUAUUGCUCCUAUCGGGUGAUUUGUUUUUACUUGUGUGUUUUUUAUUCAUGUUAUAAUCCGCAUUAAUUGCUAAUAAAUUUCCUCAAAAAUGUUAAAACCAAAAGCACUAACACAAGUUUUAGCGCAAGCAAAUACAGGUGGUGUUGAGAAUACGCUUUUGCUAAGUCAGGAAGGUGCUUUGCUAGCAUAUGCUGGGUAUGGAGAUAAGGACGCGCGUGUUACAGCGGCAAUUGCGAGCAGUAUUUGGGCAGCAUACGAAAAACAUGGACGCAAUGCAUUUCGUGAAGAUCGUCUAACUUUUGUGCUAUUGGAUUGUGAAUGUGGUCAUGUAGCUAUUACACAGGUCGCCAGCAUAUUGCUUUGUCUGUACGCAAAAGAAAUGGUGGGCUUGGGUUUACUCAAGGAAAAGGCGAUGGCACUGGCUAAUUAUCUCGAAGGACCCCUCAAGCAAAUUGCAGCUUCAUAAGAUAUGCACUAUAUAUAUACAUACAUAGUUAUUUAGCGACUUGAUCAAGCCAAAAUUAUAAAACUAAAAAAAAAAAAUAUUUUAAGUCUUAAAGAAUAAUAUAAAGAAAACACUUGAUAAACAUUUAUAUGUAUGCACAUAAGUUGAUAGUUGUAUUAAGAUGUAAUGGAAUUGGCAUAUUACAAGUAAACUACAUUUUUUUUUGUAAGAGCUUUAAACUUAUAAACGAUAAAUACAGUAAAUAUAAACUAAACUAA